Molecule: messenger RNA, 4716 nt
Organism: Lottia gigantea (owl limpet)
Lineage: Eukaryota; Metazoa; Mollusca; Gastropoda; Lottiidae
Exons: 33
Coding region: 1-3840 (1279 amino acids)
Biological process (GO): protein phosphorylation
Molecular function (GO): protein kinase activity; ATP binding
Source: RefSeq, a predicted model, not a curated record
AUGGAGAAUUUUGUUUUGUAUGAAAAUCUGGGUAAAAAAGACCAUGUGACAAUCUACAAGGGACGACGAAAGGGAACCAUAAAUUUUGUAGCUAUACAUUGUAUUGAUAAAUGUAAACGUCCAGAAGUCACUAAUACCGUGCGAAUGACCCAUGAUGUAAGCCAUACUAACAUCGUUCAGUUUUAUGAGUGGUAUGAAACCAGUAACCAUCUGUGGCUGGUAGUUGAACUGUGUACAGGUGGUUCCUUGUCUAGUCUGAUCAAACAAGAUGGCUAUCUACCAGAAAGUUCAGUCAGAUCAUUUGGUGUAGAUCUGGUGACAGGCUUACAUUAUAUACAUUCACUAGGGAUCAUAUUUAAUGAUUUACAACCAUCAAAGAUAUUAUUAGAUACAAGUGGAGCUCUGAAAUAUGGAGAUUUUGGUCUCUCGAAGGGAGACGGAGAGAAUUUAGAUGAAUUAUUUCAUGGUUUUGCUGAUGCUGGAGAACAGUGGAAUCCUGAAAAUAUGGAAGAUGUCUAUAAGAAUAUUAAUACUUCUGGAAAUAUUACCUACUCUGCUCCAGAAGUACUUCAAGGGAGAGAACCCAGUGUGUUGAGUGAUCUCUGGUCUUUGGGUUGUAUUUUCUACGAACUCUUCACAGGACAUCCACCAUUUUUAGCAGAAUCUGAAAAUCAACUGAAAGAAAAGAUAAUAAAUCAAGACUUUCCUCUGCCAAAAGUUAGAGGCUCAAGAUUUUCAGCCAAACCCUCUCCAGAUUAUUUAAAUCUUCUGCAAGGUUUAUUACAGAAAGACCCUACUAGAAGGCUUGGUUGGGCAGGACUAGUGAACCAUAGUUUCUGGCAGAACAAACUGGCAGAUUUGGCAAAAGAUUUAACUGUAUCUCAAGAUGUAAACAGAAGUGAGAUAUUUACAGGACGGUCCAGUAUAUUUGAACAUGGUGCCGGAUCAGUACUAGGCAAAAUAAAAGGUGUGGAUAUAAUGACAGACCGACCUACAUCUAGAUUGGAUACUCCUGAUGGCAGACCAGUAUUACGACCUAAAACAGCACCAGGUAUUGACGGUGGUGAAAGUCUCUUUACACUCAGUGCUCGUCCCCAUACAGCAGCACAUGAUGAGAGAAUAGCCUCCCCUUUCCGUACCUUACAAUCACCAUUAACAACCAGAGAAACAAUCAAAACAGACAGAGCUGAUGAUGUCACAGAACAAACAACCAAUGAUCUGUUAGAGAAUAUUUAUCAUCCCAGUGAUUUUAUUAUAACUAACAUCGUAGAUAAUCCGAAGAUCCAGAAGCCUCUAGCUGUUAAAUAUGAUUCUAAAACUUUGCCUGUACCUCCAUAUAAUGUGGAGAAAAUAUUAGGAUUGCCAGAAAAAGAAUUCCAGAAGCAUAUCAAGACAGUUGUAGACAGUAUUAGCCAUGUUGAAAAAGGUCCUCCCUCUCAGAAACGUAUCCAGCUACUUCACUAUACUACAACUAUAACUACAGACAGUAAAAUCAGCUACCAUUUAAUACGUAAUCAGGCUAUAUAUAUAUUAGCUAAACAACUUAAAGAUAUACAACAUGUUGAUGUACGUUUAAAGAUGGCCAGAGUAAUGGCUCUGAUAGCUUUGAAUUGUGGAGAACUGGAGGAUACUGUCAAUAUAUCAGAGCCAGUCACUAUACUGACAGAGAUUAUUCGUGAGAAUGUUAAGAAUAGUAAAUUAAAGUUUGGUUUGUUAACGGCUGUAGGUGAGAUGGUGUAUAGAGUAGCAGUACAGGAGAAGAGUAAAGAUGAAAGCUGUGAAAACUGGUCUAUACCCUCCAUGACUUACAGUGUUAUAUCUAGAUGCUGUAGAGAAGGGGAAGAGGCUGUAGUAAAUCAUGUAGCUGCUAAAACAGUAGAAAAUAUCACUUCAAUUAAAGGUCCACAAGCACAGAAGUUUUUAAAUAGUGAGAUGGGACAAGUUUUAUGGUAUUUAUUUAAACAUUCUACAGUCGACUCUAUUAGAUGUACGGCCAUGACGGCAUUAUGUCGAAUAAUUUGGCAGAGUCCAGGGUUAUUUCAGAAUGUUAUUGAUACAGCUGGUUUAACUACCAUAUUAUCAUCUCUAACAUUGGGUAUAUCUCGUGUUCAACAGGCGGUUAUUACUAUGUUUGGUGCCCUGAUUGGUACAGGGCUUCAUAUUAACAGACUUCUACAGGAUAAGGAUUUCCUACAGAAGAUAAUGAGACUAUUUGAAAGUCCGUCCACGUUAAUCCGAGCCAAGGCAUUCAUGGUUUUACAUGAAUUAACUAAAUCUAGCUCAGACUUACUUCUCUCUGCUUGUAAUGCCAGAUUAGUGAUGUAUAUAGAGCGAGAUAGCAGACGACAGACGCCACGUGAUCCUAGGUCAGAUAGUCCUGAUUCCGUACAGUAUUUAAAUCAAGCUCUAGAUAAAUUUAUAAACUAUAUUACUGAUGCCUUACCUGGCAUUAUGAAGGAGGUAUUAACUGUGUUAGAAUCUGUAUCCGGACGUAAACAUCCCUCAGCCAAUCAGACGAGACAAUUAAAAUCUACACUACCGUUACUUCCAAUAGGGUUACAUCUAGUUACUAGUCAGGUAUUUAGAAGUCGAGUAGUGAAUAAAGAAUUUAUCAAAGAUCUAGGUUUAUUACUCGGCCAUGUUAAUCAAAUAGAAAAUAAAGAAACUAAUAUUGAUGCUAGUUCAGCCGCAAUUGGAACAACAGAAUUUAUUAAUACAGUCAUGUCCAUAUUGGAGGGGAUUUCCCAACAUCCUUCAUUACUAAUACAGUAUCAUCAGGUUGUCAUAGAAACUAUUUUACCCUCCUUAGCUACAUUAAUCAAAUCUCAAAAUGUUGAUACAAAAGUCCUCUCCCUCCGUCUGCUGUCAGAAAUCACAUCAGUUUAUUUAAGUCAGGAUCAAUAUGGUCACACAUCGGAAACACGAGUUGACAGUGAUAGACUCCAUCAAAUAGUCUCAAAUAAUCUUCUAUCACAAAUGGAGUCGUUACUGUUAGAUAUAGACCCCCUGCCAAGUUAUACAUUAAAGUUAUUAUUAUCAUUACUAGAACAGAGUAACAACUUUGUUAAGUUAUUUCUACAACAAGGUCUGAUGCCAGUCAUAUUUCAAGUUCUUCAGGAUCACCAGAACAAUGCAACUAGUGUCACCAUGCAGAAUAUAAUCAGUAUCUUAAACUGUUUAAUAUCUAAUAAACAGACUAAUUUAUCAGAUUUAUAUGAUCAAGGUUUAAUUGAUAAUCUAACCUCUCUAGUAUUUGAAGUAUCAACAUUAUGUUUUCUGGGAGAAGAAACAGGACAAGAUAUCAAGGCAUCUAACACCACCUUACAGAUUCUACUAGAAACAUUGUAUAAUAUAUUAAAAUAUGUCUCAGAUAUUGUACGCAAAGCUUUACAGGCCAAGAAAAGUGGAACGACAUCAGCUGGGAAGGAGGCAGAAUGGGCAGAGAAACUACUGAUGUUUAACAAACCUCUGACAGAUUUAACUUCUGUAUUAACACAACUACUAUGUUAUGAAGAUACAGAUAUCUAUGAAAUAGCUAUCAAGAGCUUAUCAUUAUUAGUACAGCUAUAUGGUGGUGAACAUAAAGAUGCUAUGUCAACUGAAAAUAUGGAGUACUACAGUAAUGCUUUGAAGAAAGCUGAUGUUAAAAAACAGAAAAUUUUACUUCGUGUUAUUAAAAGACUGGUUGGAACAGAUCCUAAACAUAGUGAGAAGAUGAAAGUAAAUGGUGAGGUAUUGGCUAAUACUAUCAAAUCUCUGGUACAAACAGCCAGUUCACAUGCUGAUGUCAGUAUGACAAGUCUAGCUGCUGAAAUCUUGAAAACAACUGGAUAUUUAUAGAAGUAUUGACUGCAAACAAAAAUGGUGGCUUCUGUUUUCAUGUGACAAUUUUAUCCAUGGAAAGUUUAUAAAUUUAAAAUAUAUCUCGGGAUACUAGAAAUAUCAAGUGUACUAGCUAGAUUUGGUUUUAAAAACAGGAACAUUCCUUUGGACAUUAAACACUAAUUCUGUCGUCAAAUAGAAAAUGACUGGAUAUUUAUUUAAAAACAACUGGAUAUUUAUUCAGAAACAACUGGAUAUUUAUUUAAAACAUCUUGAUAUUUAUUCCAAACAACUGGAUAAUUAUUCAAAAACAACUAAAUAUAUACACUGAAAACAUAGUUAUUCAAAAACAAGUGAAUAUUUAUGUGAAAACGAUUAUUUAAGCUGAAUAUUAAUUUUGAAAUCAUUUUAAUAAUUGAAAACAAAAUCAGACAUAUUUAUAUGGUCCCAGGGCAUGUCGGAUUACAGAAGUAUACUGUAGAGAGAACAUGAGUUAUUGUGAGUUGUUAUAUCAUUAUUGCGUCCAUAAUUGUUGCUUUACAGAAUUUUAAUAUAUUUAUAAAUGUUAUGUUUGGUGUGCUAUGUUACAUUAAACAUGAUGCUUGUUGCAUUACGGAGUAUGUGAAAUUCAUAUGGUAUGAGUAAAGAUAUUGCAAUGUUACAUUUGAAUUUCUUUGCUAUUUAUUGCAUUCUAAGAUUUUUCACUGUUAAUAUUGUGCCCAAUGCAUAUCAAGUACAAAGGUAUAUUGAAACGCGAGACGCACCUUUUAAGAAGUUUAAAAAUGAAGCUCUAUCCGCUGAUAUAGACAAUUAUCUUAGAUGUGUAUUACAUGUUACAUUAUCCUAUUCCAUUGUCACGUACCUCACCAUAAUAUUUGUAUAUCUAUGUAUGUC